This is a messenger RNA of Chaetomium globosum CBS 148.51, 1164 nucleotides long. RefSeq lists its product as uncharacterized. Gene Ontology annotation, molecular function: NAD+ binding; histone deacetylase activity, NAD-dependent. The record is from RefSeq and is a predicted model, not a curated record. Bases 1 to 1164 code for a protein of 387 amino acids. NCBI's taxonomy places the organism in Eukaryota, Fungi, Ascomycota, Sordariomycetes, Sordariales, Chaetomiaceae. The transcript has 3 exons.
AUGGGCCAGGAACAGUCGUACAUCGACGAUGACACCCCGCCUUUGACCCUGCGGGAGCGCAGCCUCACCGCCGUCGCCGACUUCAUCAAGUCCGGCCAGGCUCGCCGCAUUGUCGUCAUGACCGGCGCCGGCAUCUCCACCGCAGCAGGCAUCCCCGACUUCCGCUCCCCCACCACGGGCCUCUACGCCAACCUGUCAGCACUCAACCUCCCCGAACCCGAAGCCGUCUUCGACCUGUCCUUCUUCCGCCAAAACCCCCAACCUUUUUACGUACUCGCGCGCGAACUCUACCCGGGCGCGCGCUAUCGCCCGACGAUCUCGCACGCCUUCCUGGCGCUGCUCGCGCGGCGGGGCUUGUUGCACAUGCUGUUCACGCAAAACAUUGACUGCUUGGAGCGCGCGGCGGGCGUGCCGGCGGACAGGAUCGUGGAGGCGCAUGGGAGCUUUGCGUCGCAGCGGUGUGUGGAUUGCAAGGGGGAGUUUGAUGGCGAGGUGAUGAGGGCGUUUGUGGCGAGGGGGGAGGUGCCCAGAGCGUUUUUUGAGUUCAGCGGCAUGACGAAGGAGGCUGAUUUGAUUUUGGUCAUGGGCACCAGCCUGCAAGUGCAUCCCUUUGCCGGGCUGCCGAAUAUGGCCGAGGAAGAGACCCCCAGGGUCUUGUUCAACCUGGAGGAAGUCGGGUCGUUUGGCACGCGGGCGGAUGAUGUCAUGGUGUUAGGAGACUGCGAUGCUGGCGUGAGGAAGCUCGCCGAGGAACUUGGGUGGAAGGAUGAGCUUGAGAAAUCAUGGAGGGAGUUGGUCGGCGAUGAGGAGGCAGAGAGACAGUUGCAAGGGGCUAGUAAGAGGGUCGCUGCGCUGCAAGACGAGGUUACCAAACUGGCCGAGGAGGUUGACGAGGUGCUUCAUAUCGGCGACAAGGAGGCUGGGCACGGCACGGAGACAGGUGACCAUCAGCAGGUUCAUUCAACUCCAGACGUUAGCCCGGCAGAGGAUGCUAAGGCGCCUGAGGCAGAUUCAGCAACAAGGGCCGCUGAUCCCGUUGCUGAACCCCGGCCUGAGGACAAGACCGCGCUACAAAUUACCGACCACGAUGAAAACCGGAGUUCAGUGGGACAAGGGGGGAUGACAGACAACGAUAGAGGGACGACGGAGAAGGCAGCCUUGUAA